AUGUUGACUGGCUCUGGUCAACGUGGCGGCAUCAUGUCCGAGAUCUUCGGAUCGAGCGAUUGUUCCGACAAAUCUCCGCCUUACGCAAGUCCAUCCAACGAUAGGACGCGUGAGGAUGGUGGUGAUGCACGUAUGCAUCAUCACGAGCGAAGUAACUCGAGGGAUCGGGGUAUCACUGGUGUCAGCGCUCACAAUGGCACCAAUCAAGAGGCCAAGAACCGAAAUGUCCUGCUCCACGCUCCUCAAGUGGAUUCUCCAUGGAUGCCGUCAUCCAGAAAGUUGGACCGGUUGGCCGGCAUGACUACCGAAAGGGAUCGAAUCCCAUUGUUCGAUUGUAGGAAGAUUGGUCCACCUGAUUCCAGCACGGAAACUGUCCGUGCUGAGGAAGAGUUCUUUACCGAUGCAUUUUUAAAACAUCGGUGGUACAAUGACAGCCGUGUUAGAGACGGCAAAGCCUUGGUGCAAGGAUGGAAUGCCCUCAUCCAUAACAUCGAGUGCAUUGGCCGUGAGGCAUGGCUCGGUAAACUUAAUGCAGCUCGCAUCGGGUUUGAAGAGCGUAACCCAGUCAGAGUGCAAUACAAGUUGCACCGGCUUCCAAAAGAGGCAGGAAUACCCUGUCUCUCGUAG
Molecule: messenger RNA, 627 nt
Organism: Peronospora matthiolae
Lineage: Eukaryota; Oomycota; Peronosporomycetes; Peronosporales; Peronosporaceae
Source: the annotation of a GenBank genome assembly